Bufo gargarizans (Asiatic toad) is the source of this 1425-nucleotide messenger RNA. Its product is annotated as zinc finger protein OZF-like. Gene Ontology annotation, biological process: regulation of transcription by RNA polymerase II. NCBI's taxonomy places the organism in Eukaryota, Metazoa, Chordata, Amphibia, Anura, Bufonidae. Gene Ontology annotation, cellular component: nucleus. The coding region runs from base 17 to 1357 and encodes 446 amino acids. Gene Ontology annotation, molecular function: RNA polymerase II cis-regulatory region sequence-specific DNA binding; DNA-binding transcription activator activity, RNA polymerase II-specific. The record is from RefSeq and is a predicted model, not a curated record. The transcript is spliced from 2 exons.
UCUGUACAAGGACAUCAUGAUGGAGGAUCACCAGCUGCUUACAUCACCAGAUGACUGUACCAGAAUCUCAGACGGGCAUGUGACAUCUUCAGAUUUUAAAACAGAGGAUUAUGCUAUUACACAAAAUACAAGUGAAGAACAUGCCAUAAUCCCAGAUGUACCCUCAGGUCUUCUCAGCAAAGAUUCAUCAUGUGAUUCUUUUAAAUAUGUCCAAUCUUCUGAUUUAUCACAGAUUGCAAAGGAACAGAAAAGCCACAAAAUGGGUGUUGAACAUCAAGCAGAGGAGAAGCCGUUUUCAUGUUUGCAAUGUGGAAAAUGUUUUAAACAUAAUUCUGCUCUUGUUAGACAUCAGAAAAUUCACACAGGGGAGAAGCCAUAUUCAUGUCCAGAAUGUGGCAAAUGCUUUACAGAUAAGUCACAUCUUCUUAGACAUGAGAGUAGUCACAGAGGAGAGAAGCCAUAUUUAUGUUCAGAGUGUGGGAAAUAUUUUAGCCAGAAAUCAGAUCUUGUUAGACAUCAAAUAACACAUACAGGGAAAAAGCCAUUUUCAUGUUCAGAAUGUGGAAAAUGUUUUACAAACAAAACAAAUCUUGUUACACAUCAGAGAAUUCACACAGGGGAGAAGCUAUUUUCCUGCCUAGAAUGUAAGAAAUGCUUUACUCAUAAAUCAUAUCUUGAAAAGCAUUUAAAAAAUCACACAGGAGAGAAGCCAUAUUCAUGCUCAGAAUGUGGGAAAUGUUUUACAGAUAAGUCAUAUCUUGUUAUACAUAAAAGAAGUCAUACAGGAGAGAAACCGUAUUCAUGUACAGAGUGUGGCAAAUAUUUUAUCCAGAAAUCUGAUCUUGUUAGACAUCAAGUAACUCACACGGGGGAGAAGCCUUUUUUGUGUUCAGAAUGUGGGAAAGGUUUUGCUCAGAAGUCAACCCUUGUUUGUCAUCGAAGAACUCACAGAGCGGAGAAACCUUUUUUAUGUUCAGAAUGUGGAAAAUCUUUUAAUUGUAAAUCAAAUCUUCUUAAUCAUCAUAAAAAUCAUACAGGGGAGAAGCCAUAUUCAUGUUCAGAAUGUAGGAAAUGUUUUAAAGAUAAGUCAUAUCUUCGUAGACAUGAGAGUAUUCACACAGGUGAGAAGCCAUAUUCAUGUUCAGAGUGUGGGAAAUAUUUUAGCCAGAAAUCUGAUCUUGUUAGACAUCAAGUAACUCACACAGGGAAAAAGCCUUUUUCGUGUUCAGAAUGUGAGAAAUGUUUUACUAAGAAGUCAACCCUUGUUUGUCACAGAAGAACUCACACUAGAGAGAGAAGAGACUUUCUUGUUCAGAAUGUGAAAAAUGUUUCACAGAUAAAUCAUAUAGAAACAUAGAAUGUGUCAGCAGAUAAUAACUAUUUGGCCCAUCUAGUCUACCCAAUAUACUGAAUACUAUGAAUAGC